CAACAGUCUAGCGUAAGACGUAAAUCCACGCAGUCGUCUUUGUGAGUCGAUCUCUAGAUUCAGAUUAACUUUCUUUGAGUUUGUUGUGUGAUGUGCCCGUGGUGUUUUUCGCCGUUUAUUUUGGAUUAUUGCACUGUGCAUUGAGCUUUUUCGGUUUACAAUGAAUUUGAGCAUCAAGUUUUGGUUAGUGCCGCUGAUCAUCUUUGAAUGCAGUUGCAGGACAUUGUCAUCAAAUCUCCCCAAGGAUGUGUUAGAACAAGCGGAAGCGGGUUUGUUGUCGUUGUUCGGUUUUAAAGGAAGGCCAAAAAUUGAUAAAUCGAAAGUAGUGAUACCGCAAAUUAUGAUUGACUUAUAUGAGAGGCAAACCGGAUUGCGGCUAGACACCACAUCGAUUCCGAAGAAAGGCUGGCGAACGGAAACUGCUAAUACCGUCAGGAGUUUCACACAUAUUGAAAGUCCGAUAGAUUCCAAAUUUUCAAGUAACCACAAGUUUCGGCUGAAGUUCAAUGUAUCAAGCGUCCCAAGCAACGAGAAAAUGAAAGCAGCUGAACUGACACUCAGCCGACAAGAAGUCCAAUGGAUGACCGAAGACAUCGAUCGAAGGGAACAUUUCCAACGAAUCAUAGUGAGCGACAUCGUCAAACCCGGGAUAAAAGGGAAACAGAACGCGAUCACCAGAGUAGUGGAUACUACUCUCAUAGACACCAGAAGAAACACCACUGUCAGUAUAGACGUAUUUCCUGCCGUGCAAAGGUGGUUGGCGAAUCCUAGCGGCAACCAUGGACUUCUGAUCUCGGUGUGGGGAUUGGGAAACAACAAAUCCACUCCUGCCAAUCACGUUAGGUUACGCAGGAGCACGCAUCAUCCCAACGAAUGGAAUCAUCUUCAGCCCGUGUUGCUGGCCUACACGGAUGACGGUAAAAGUGUGCAGAAAAGAGCCGCUGACAUGGCUCAAACCCAGCGGCGGAGAAGAUCGUCCAAGAAGCAUGCCAGAAAAAACCCUUGCAGCAGACAUGAGAUGUACGUAGAUUUCACUGACGUAGGGUGGAGCGACUGGAUAGUUGCGCCACCUGGAUACAACGCCUACAAGUGUGAUGGGGACUGCAAUUUUCCCCUCGCGGCACACCUGAACACCUCAAAUCACGCAAUCGUGCAGACAUUGAUGAACUCUGUGAAUCCGCAGAAAGUUCCAAAAGCGUGUUGUGUUCCGACACACUUAAACCCCGUGUCGAUGUUGUACUUGAACGAGGAAAACAAAGUAGUACUGAAGAACUAUAAAGAAAUGGUUGCCGUCGGUUGUGGGUGUCGGUAGUGCCGUUUAGUGCCGGUUGUAACUGCGUCUGUGAUCAUGACUUGAUGCUAUCCUAGCAAAAACAGCUGUCCCAGUGAAAAUGCUAACGAUGUUUGUGUGUGGGGUUUGGCCAAAACUGAGCAUGCCCCUGACUAUUUUCUCCUCAUCUGUGAUUCUAAUUUUAGUUUAGUUUAACUGUCGUACAGUUAUUUUAGAGUUGAGUUUCUCGUUCAAGAGAAAACGAUCUUGAAGACUACCGUAUUUCUCUAGUAGAUAAAUGCACAUGACUUGCUGUAGUUAAUAUUCACAAUAUGAAAGAACUUGUAAUGAUGGUUUGGAUUUCCUUAUUUUGAGGAGAAACACAGUGAACAAUACCAUUUAGUUGAAUUAUGUUGACUUCUUUCAAAUCAACAUUUUUCAGAUACAUACAUUUGUAGUACGUUCACAUUUUAUUUUAUAAUUUUUAAAUCAACUAUAAACUUUCAUUUGGGAGUUAGAAAGUAAUUUACUAACGAAAAGGAACUGAAUUAGUUAUUUUGAAUAAUUAUCUACAUCCAUCUUAUAACAGUCGGUAAUGAAAUAAUUCACAAGUAAAACACGUACAUGAUAUAAUUUGUUUCGGUUAUUUUAUUCACUGACACUCACUGUUGGGAAAAUGAAUUAACUCCCCCUUUGUUUACUAUUUUAUAGAUUGACAUUCAUUCGCUGCUUAGAACUGUACAGUUGAUUUUAGCGUUGGACUUUAUAUCCAUAGAAACGUUAAUGAACAAUGACAACUACACAUUAAAUCUUUGAAUGAAUAGUUUUCAUCAACAUUUUUACCUUUUAUUGAUUCAAUUAUUAGAGCUGGAUUUCACUUGCACACAAUUGAUAGGUUCUUUGAAAAAAACUGUUGUGACUCUCCAUUAAUCCUACUCGAAAUGCUUUACUAUCACUUAGUAUGUUAAUGGUGAAGAGGUAGAUUUUGAAGUCUCUGUUUCUAACCUAAAUGUAAGGCAGUGCCAAGAGAGGUUUAGUAAACCAAGAUAAGAAUAUUGGAAAAUAAUUUUAUAGGACAGGUGCUCAAGAAAAGAGGCACUGCUUAAACUAUUGUAUAAUAGGGGACAUACUGGAGGUUACCUUACGGAUUAAUGAACUGAAACCGUUGUCAAAGUAACUGCUCCUUUCUGUUUCAGUAUUGCUUUUGGUCAGUCAGUCAUUGUUUUCUAUAAAAUAAUAUUUGAUAUUUCAUCUUUAAUCGUGUCUUUCUAUUCUGAACAAUGUUCAGUAGAACAUUUUUUUCUGAAAACUACAAAAGUGUGAGUUUUCUUUAGCAUAAGAGAAUAUUUUUAUUAAAUAAAUAUUUUUCAUGAGGAUAGCAUUAUAUUCCUAACUUAUCCGAUAUAUUAACAUUUUCCAAUCAUAUAAUCCCAUAUCAAUAGUGAAUCCGCUUAAAUGUACUAUAGUGACUUGAAAAGGUCGACCUUAAAUUUCUUCAUGAUAUAAUUGGUCGUUAUUCGCCAAUAAAACGUAGUUUCUAUUGAAAAUCAUCGCUAAUAAUAUAAUCAGAAGCUUUCUAUCAACCUUUUUUAGAGAAAAUCAAGAUAUAGAAAUUAUUAUAUUUGUCAUUAUUUGAUUCCAUUUUUGUGAACAGAACUUAUAAAUACAAUUAGGACUUUUUCUGAAAAAGUUAAUAUCAUUUAGUAAAUUUCCUAGGCAAAUGUUUCAGAUUUCCUUCCCUUACAUUUCCGUAAUUUUCUUAUGAAAAUUUAUGAAGGAUUCAUUUCUUUUUAGACACAUUACAGAACAACUCAAGUAAAAUAAGAUAAUCUCAUGCCUAUAUGAAAUUUUGUAAAUCGUAAAGAUUCAUCUUUGAAUUUGAAGUUAGAAUUAUUUUUUGAUUGUACAAGAAUACGUGACUUGCUGAUUCUAAAACUUUAAAUCUACCAUAAUCAAAAUAUCUUGCACUAUGAUGUUAUGAAGGUGAUAAAGAUAUGUUUUUUCAGAAAGGGGUGCAAGGAUAGGAUGGUCUCGGAAUUCCGUUCUAACCGUCUAAAGUUCAUGUUGAUGUAUAUCUUAAUCGAAAAUAACCUUCAAUUAUGAUCCAAGAUAAUUUGUUCUGACUCUCAACUUUUUUAUCUGUAUGGUCAAUUAAGCUCCUAAUGCUAUUUGUCAGAAUUUCGAAGUCAAGUGUUGAAUACGCUCAUAAAGUGAAUCAGAAGAAUCAUUAAGGUUAUAUUUUUCACAAUUGCUAAGGAGGAAUGAAAACUUCAUUUUUUUUACUUUACAUAAAUUUAAUUUUUUACAUAAAUUUACUUUGAAUUAAUACCAUUCGGUCGAUUAUUCUACUCGUAUACCACAUAUGCCACCGUUAUGUAUUACAAAAACAUUAUAUCUUAUAAAAACUAAAUCACUAAUUUUAUCUCGAUAAUCAAUUUUUCCUCCUGGUUCGACAAGUUUCUCUUUGAAAUUAUACUUCAUUCAUUUGAAUUGCAUUAUGUUAUUCAAAUAGUGUCGAAGAAGACUGAGAGAUGUUGUUUUGAUUAACACAAUCUCCCAAAGAAAACUGGUUGUGUUUAUUUGAAAUCAGUUUUUAUGAUUUGUAUCAACCAUGUAAAUGGAAGUAGUUUAUAAACUAAUGACUCCUCAAAUGAAGGACUGACAAAACUGAUUGCUUUGACCAACCCCAUGUUAUAGAAAGUUACUCCCGAUUAGUUUUAGAUUGAAGAAUUCGUUAUUUUUUUACUGUAACCGUUUUUAAUGAAACAAGAAAAUCCAAAUUGUCACUUCCAAGACUACUGAUAACAUCAGCUUAGAUUAUCUAAAAUAACUGUAUUUAAUUGAAAUUUCACGAAACUGUUACCUGUUAACCAACAACUGAAGAAUCUGACGUGUCCUUCAGUCUUAAAUGUUGCAGUGAAUGUAAUUAACUUGUUAGGUGAGAAGUGUACAAAGGUGGAGUGGAAACCCAUGCAAAAUGUUUUGAAGAGCAAUCAAUUUACCAUGUUAUCGAAAUUUAUUUAAUAUUUUUUCCACGGUCUGAUUAGUUAGUAAAUUUGGAAAUUGAUUGCAGAUGAGGCAUUCAUUUCAUCUUAUGUUCUUCGAAACUGUGCAACUGAGUCAAGUGUAAUAUAUUAGUACCUGGAUAAGGAAUAUUUAUUGAAUAUUUUAUAGAAAUGUGCAUAUUGUAUAUAAUUGAAAUCCGAUUUGACGGAACGUCAGUAACAACUUCAGAGUAGAUUUCGUACUUUUCCAAUAACAAACAUUGUUCAAGAAGCUUAACCUAAUCUUCAACUAGAUGUCUAUACAUUUCACAGACUGGUUAUCAUUAUUAUGUAUGUUUCGUUGAAUCGGAACUUGUAAAUUAAAGAGCCACACUAAUUUGUAAUGUUAUGUAAGCAUUUGUACAAACUGUAAAUAAGUAUAUAUU
Leptinotarsa decemlineata (Colorado potato beetle) is the source of this 4700-nucleotide messenger RNA. RefSeq names its product decapentaplegic morphogen (gene dpp). Gene Ontology annotation, cellular component: extracellular region. The record is from RefSeq and is a predicted model, not a curated record. Gene Ontology annotation, molecular function: cytokine activity; growth factor activity. NCBI's taxonomy places the organism in Eukaryota, Metazoa, Arthropoda, Insecta, Coleoptera, Chrysomelidae.